This is a messenger RNA of Cyphellophora europaea CBS 101466, 1830 nucleotides long. RefSeq lists its product as uncharacterized. The record is from RefSeq and is a predicted model, not a curated record. The coding region runs from base 1 to 1830 and encodes 609 amino acids. Gene Ontology annotation, cellular component: Cul4-RING E3 ubiquitin ligase complex. NCBI's taxonomy places the organism in Eukaryota, Fungi, Ascomycota, Eurotiomycetes, Chaetothyriales, Cyphellophoraceae. The transcript has a single exon.
AUGCCGGUCGAGAUCCCUGGCUUCGUCUACGACGCCGCGCGCGGACGCUACUUUCGCGUACAGGAGAACCAUCAGAACACGCAGCACGUGGCGCUGCGCAGCGUUCCUGGCUCCGGUAACCGCGGAGAAAGCGCGGGACAACCUUCAGGUGAGCGGCAUGCGGGUUCUCUGCCGGUCGACGGUGGGAGAUCCAGGGGAGGUGUGGGAGCACGAUACACGCGCGAGGUCGUUGAGGGACAGAAACGCAUAUGGGCCGGGGAGGGGCGGAAGAAGCGAAGGCGGAAAGACAAGGGGUCGUCGCAGCCGCUAUCGCAACCGCAGACGACACCGUCGCAGGGUGGAGUGGAGGGAGGGCGACAGUCUGCACCGCACAGGAGAGGGUCGGCGAAGCAUGCGCCCGACAGACAACGCCAUUCUACAAGGAGGCUCAGCAGUGAGCUAGAGCUGCAGCUGCGUUUCCGUCACCGCGCCGCGAUAACCACUGGAACCUCAGUUGAGUCUCUGAUCAAACAGCGGUACGCAGCGACGCUCGAGCCCCGCAAGGGGACAGCGUCAGCCGGCAUGGUAGGCACCUCGGGCGUCUUCGUCGUCGAUCCCGUGAGCAAAGAGCUCUUCACCAGCGCGCAGCUGGGCCGUGGCCGUGGCGAGGAGUUCUGCGUCACACCGUAUUCGGACGCAGCCACAAGUCCAGAUGAAGAGCGGGAGAACCAUGGACCUAUUGCUGCUGCGGCGACAACAGACGAUGAAGAAGAGGCGGCUCCUGCUGCCGCUGCGCACUACAACCGUGCCAACACAAUCCCCAUCUUCGACUCCGCCCCACUGAUAGCAGCCGCGACCGUCGCAGACGGAUGCGUCGUAUGGGUCACGCGCUCGCCGCACGACCCCACGAAUCAGCUGCAGCACAACAUCGCUGGCGUGCCAGGCGCAAGCUCGGAUCCGAUCCAUACAUCAACGCGCUACGGUGGCGGCGGCGGCGGUGACGGCCCACUCGGCGGCAUGCCUCCACUGCCGUGGGCACGGUGGCGCGACGACUUCGGCGACUGGGGCACGCAGACGAUGGAGCAGAUCGACACGCACGUGUGGGAUGUGGCGGGGAGUCCGGCAAGGGAUGGGACAGUGGUGUGGGCUUCGAGUCGGGGAGUGGUGGUUCGGAGCCUGGGUGGGGCUGGCGACGGGGCCUAUCCGGGGGAUGUGGUGACGAGGAGGGUGGGGGAAGCCAGGGAGGCGAUGUGCGUGGGCUGGAAGGAUGAGAACGUGUGGGUGACGGGGGAUAGGGAUGGGAGGGUCGGGAUGGGGGACGUUCGAGUGCAGCUGAAAGGAGAGGGCGUGGUGGGGAGGCUGAGGCACGGGAGCGGCGCAGUGAGUCGCGUGCAGGGCAUGGGAAGUAGGUGUCCGUGGGGAGUGCUGGUCUGGGGGAUCACUGGAGCGGCGGUGUAUGACUUGCGGUGGACCAAGGACGUCCCUAUCGAGAGCACCUCGUUCGAGCGCAACGGGAGCAGACAGGGCAGGAAGAAACGACCGAAAUGGGCCACGCAGCCGCUCUUCGACUUCGACAUUCCGGAGAGCAGAAUGCAGCGGCAGUACGGCAUGGGUUUCGCGUUCGAUGCCGAGAUGGGCGCCGUGGCGGCGGCGUGGCCUGGCAUGUUGCGCAGCAGCCACGUUGGCCUGUGGGAUGUGAGUACGGGGAAGAUGCUGCCGGGGGGACUGGAGGAGAGGGUUUUUGAAGACUCGGUCGCGUGCAUGCAAUUUGUGGAUCUUGAGGGCCGAGGCGAGGGAGUCAAGAGUCUGCUGCUGAGCACGAAGGGGCGGAUUGAAGCUUGGGAGGUGUGA